CCAAUUGACUCAUUUGCUAUCUCUGUCAAACAUAAAAACAAUACUAUGUUUAGUCUUCAAAUCAAAAUCCUAGAAAAUACAUUUUAAAAUAAAAAAUUCUAUAAGCUGGACAUUCACGAGAUUGAAGAAAUUGCUGCAAUGGAACCAUCGGCUUGCGAAGAUCUAAAAUCAUUUGAGCGUCGUCUCACUGAAGUGGUUUCAUCAUAUAGGCCUUCAACAUUCCGUUGGCGCAUUAUAUUGUCAGCAAUGUCUGUUUGUACGGCUAUUAGUGCAUGGUACUGGCUAAGAGAUCCACGUACAACAGUCGUUCCACUAACCGAAUCCCUAUGGAUACAUCCAAUAUUCACAUUGGCCACUGUGACAUUAAUUGUUCUCUUCAUUAUUGGCAUCCAGAAACUAGUGAUUGCCCCACAGAUCAUCACAUCUAGGACACGCACCGUUCUGGGUGACUUUAAUAUGAGCUGUGAUGAUACGGGGAAAUUGAUAUUAAAACCACGCCAAAGCAAUAAUAACAGCACAUGAAGCCGCUGUGCGAGCAAAGACAAUCAAUCAAAUCAUAUAAUUUAAUAAUAAUUUCACCUGAUCCCCAAAAAAAACCUUCCCGUAAACCUUUCCACACCUUAUGAUUAUGUUAUUUCGGACACCCUAGUUUUUAUGCAGGAAAUCUACAUAGAUAUAUGAAUACAUAUAACGUACCUCCUUAAACAAAUUUGGUUAAAUUAUAUAGAAGCUCACUAUGUACAAACAAAACUAACAAUUGUUAAACAUGUUUUCAUUUUUGUUCAUUUGUUCCGUUUACUUAUGUUUUGUUAUGGGCACUCAAAUCUUUUGCUGCCAAAUCAACCCAAAAAACCAAAACCCAAUUUAAAUAAAUAACAUUCAAAUUAAAAUCUGCUCAAUUAGCACUAAAACAACUGUGGUCACCCACUCAGACGUUGUGUAACACCAACUGUUUUAAAGCCUAAUUAAAUUGCUCGCUUAUCGCUAACUAGGAAAUUAGCCAGCGCACCAACAGACGACGACAUCGAUACGUAAUCUCUCCCACUUUCUGUGUGUUUGGCCUGUAUAAAUACUGCCAAAUUGCUGACCCUAAGCAUCAGAAGUAUUUUGUACUCCAAUCAACAACAACACAAAACAAACAACAAACGAAAAGCCAUCAACAUGAAGUUCUAUCUCGUGUGCGCCCUUAUCCUGAGCAUCGCCUUCUUUGUGGCCACGGCAUCACCGAUCGCUGAAGAUCAAUUGCCAAUGCAAGGACAUUCUCAUCAUGACCAUCACAAUGUCGUACGCAGCCUGGGAGUUGACAUUACUGCCGGCGGUGCUACUUCCAACAAGGAUGGCGAGGUUGCUUGCUGUGGUUAGACAUUAUCGUCUAUCAAUACAACAUGCCUUAAGCAAAUUGGAGCCAAUGCCCGCCUCCAGUUCAUUUUACAUUUGUACAUUUGAAAUAAAGAAGCAAUAGUUGAAAAACCAAA
Molecule: messenger RNA, 1475 nt
Organism: Drosophila willistoni
Lineage: Eukaryota; Metazoa; Arthropoda; Insecta; Diptera; Drosophilidae
Gene: Cnep1r2
Product: nuclear envelope phosphatase-regulatory subunit 1 homolog
Exons: 5
Coding region: 139-522 (127 amino acids)
Cellular component (GO): cytoplasm; Nem1-Spo7 phosphatase complex
Source: RefSeq, a predicted model, not a curated record